CUCUUCUCUAAACAUUUUCUCCUAAAAAAAAUGGGUUUUUUCAUUGUUUUCGCUAUGAUCUUCAUGCAAAUCUACACAAUGAGAUCAGCCAAGGUUCCGGCAGUGAUCGUGUUCGGUGACUCGUCUGUCGAUGCCGGAAACAACAACCAUUUACAAACGGUUUUAAAGAGCAAUCAUCGGCCUUAUGGUCGUGACUUCUUUGGUGGAAAAGCCACCGGGAGAUUUUCAAAUGGGCGCGUUCCAACUGACUUUAUUUCUGAGUCAUUUGGGUUGCGCCCGUUUGUUCCUGCUUACUUUGAUACCUCAUACAACAUGUCAGAUUUUGCUACCGGGGUGUGUUUUGCCUCCGCUGGUACCGGUUACGACAAUGCUACUUCUGAUGUACUUUCAGUAAUACCUCUAUGGAAAGAGGUGGAGUACUACAAGGAAUACCAAAAGAAACUAAGAAGUUAUUUGGGAGAGCAAAAAGCCAACACUGUUCUAUCAGAAGCAGUCUAUCUAAUAAGCAUGGGCACCAAUGACUUCCUUGAGAACUACUACACACUUUCGGACAGAAGAUCCCAAUACAACAUUAACCAAUAUCAAGAUUUUCUUGGCAACAUUGCCGGGUCACUUAUUAAGGAACUUUAUAGCCUUGGUGCCCGAAAAAUUUCCCUUGGUGGUCUUCCUCCAAUGGGUUGUUUGCCAUUGGAACGAACCACGAGUUUUAUAGCUGGGAAUGGAGAUACUUGUAACGAAGAUUAUAAUAAGGUGGCGUUGUCGUUUAAUGGCAAGUUGGGAGGUCUUGUAAAGCGGUUGAAUGGGGAGCUUUCGGGGAGCAAGAUCGUGUUCUCUAACCCGUAUGCCAUUUUUCAGAAUAUUGUUCGAAAACCUUCUGCCUAUGGGUUCGAAACUGCAGCUGUGGCAUGUUGCUCAACAGGACUAUUUGAGAUGGGAUAUAUGUGUGAUCAAUAUAAUCCAUUCACAUGCUCUGACGCCAACAAAUACGUUUUUUGGGAUUCUUUCCAUCCUUCAGAGAAAACCAACCGUAUAAUCUCGGAGCAUUUGUUUAAAACCGUUCUUUCUAAACUAUUAUCAUAGAUCGAUCGAUCAAUUGGGAUUAAUCAUAUAUAAAUUAAUUAAACCAAAGGAGAGCGAGGUACGUCCAUUAAAUUUAAAAUAUGGUUGAUUGGUGUGUUAUAUAUUUUAUUUUAUAUAUAUGUAUAAUAAUAACAUACAUAUAUCUUGUUUUAUUUAUAUCGUAUGUAUAAUGUACAAAUUAAGAGAUUGUAUGCUAGCUGUUAGCUUCGAGUUAUCUUCUUAAUCUUAAUAUAUAUAAGUGAAUUAUUCAGUUUUGUUAUUAUAAGAAA
This is a messenger RNA of Erigeron canadensis, 1349 nucleotides long. Its product is annotated as GDSL esterase/lipase At2g42990. Lineage: Eukaryota; Viridiplantae; Streptophyta; Magnoliopsida; Asterales; Asteraceae. The coding region runs from base 31 to 1080 and encodes 349 amino acids. Gene Ontology annotation, molecular function: hydrolase activity, acting on ester bonds. The transcript is spliced from 3 exons. The record is from RefSeq and is a predicted model, not a curated record.